This is a messenger RNA of Ooceraea biroi (clonal raider ant), 2342 nucleotides long. Its product is annotated as E3 ubiquitin-protein ligase rnf8-A. Gene Ontology annotation, molecular function: protein binding. The record is from RefSeq and is a predicted model, not a curated record. NCBI's taxonomy places the organism in Eukaryota, Metazoa, Arthropoda, Insecta, Hymenoptera, Formicidae.
GUGGAACAUGCUUCACGUGAUGUUUUAUGUCAUUCGACGUCUGCAAAUUUUGUGUUCGUCGAUUUUUCACGCGGAUCUUGAACGUUUGUUUUUCUGAAAUCGAACACGUGGGUUCUCGAUGUGUCGCUUAGAUUUUCGUGACAACGAGAGACAUUACAGCUAUAUUUAAAAUAAGAAGUAUAUUUUGUGGUUAUAGCACCAGUGAAAAGUUGUAUUAAGCUACUUAACAUCAGUAGUUGGUUUAAUAUCUCAUAUAGGUUUUGUGCCAGAAAAGAAGAUAUUGUAAACUAAAUUUCUUUGUUAUAUAUGUUUACAAUUCUGAUAUGUUAAUAUGCAUCAUUAAUUAAAUUAUGGAACGUGGAAAGAGAGCAUCAUCUGCUGAAGCAGAACCAGAAGUUCUUGAGCCAGUUUUGAUGAGGCUGGAUAAUGAUGAUUGUAUACAUAUUGACAAGAAUGAGUUCAAGAUUGGCCGUGGUAAGGACAACGAUGAGAUUAUAUUAGAUAUUAUGAUAUCCAGAAGGCAUUGCAUCUUCAAAUGUGAAGGUGACGAGUGGGAAAUCAAGGACUUAAGUUCCUCUGCGACAUUCGUAAAUAACGUUGUCCUUCUCCCUGGAGUGACACAAAAGAUUUAUCCCGGUGACAUUAUACAAUUGAGUCCCAACGAAACAUUUAAAUAUAUAUUUACUUUCGCUAAAAAGGAACAUCAGGUUAAGAAACCACGUAUAGACGAGAAGAUACUCGACACUGUUCUUACUAAGCAAAAAACAUUUGUCGAGAGUCAAGAAUGCCAGAAGAAAGAACUCAAAAACAAGCUCGAGACAAAACAAAAAGAACAGGAUGAAUUGAAGCAGCAGCUAGAAGAGCUGCUGUCACAACAAACCAUCGUUAAAAACGACAAGGAGGAGUUGUUGAGACAAAUUUCAGUACUGGAAAGCAAAAUCGAAGCAGGUAAUGCGCAAGAACAGCAGUUACAGUGUAUGUAUUCACAGUUAUUGGAAACAUUGGAGAGCGACAGGCAACAAUUCGAGGCAAGGAUAAAUGAGGAAAAGCAAAAGUGGCAAGAGGCGUUAAACAUGAGCAAACUGGAGAAAGAAAUGUUAGAGGCGAAGAUGAAGGAGCAGAUGGAGAAGUGGAGAGAGGAGCAACAGACAGAGUGGAGAAACAUGAUGGAAAAUAAAGUGAAGGAGGAAAAGAAUAUUCAGGUCCAAUUGAUGAACGAGAAGACUAUGCUGGAGGAGAAACUGAAGGAAACGGAAAAGGCAUUGAAGGAACAGGAAGCGAAAGCAGAAACCUCGCAAGCGGCAGCAAACGCAAACAUAAUUGGCACCAUCGAGAGUGGAGCGGAGACCUGUAUAUUCGUGGAACUCGUCAAUGUCGAUCAAUCUUCAGACUUGCAUAUAUUGGACACGAUAGAUCUGACUGGAUUAAAUGACGAUGCUACUCCUAAAGAGAACAUUCUCGACAAAGUGACCGAUAUUAUGGAUGAGCAGCUGACGUGCAGCAUAUGCUCGGAAUUAUUCGUGAAAGCGACAACGUUGAAUUGCACACACUCAUUCUGUCAUCACUGCAUAACUAUAUGGAACAAAAAGCGGAGAGAAUGCCCCAUCUGUAGGAAGUCGAUAAUAUCUAUGAAUAAAUCGUUAGUUUUAGAUAAUUUUAUAGAGAGUAUGAUUGAGAACUUGCCUACUGAGCUCAAGAAUAGAAGAAAAGAGAUCAUACAAGAAAGAGAAGUAAUAGAGAAGAUGAAGCGCCGUUAAGUGCGACAAGAAAAGAGAUGUCCACAUUACAACUGUAGUUAUAUUGCGAAAAAAAUAUUUAAUAUAUCAUUAUUCAGUUGAUAGAAACGAUUUGCAUAACAAAGUUGUAUUUUAUUUUUACUAUCAGCAUUGGUAAUACUAAUUCUGUCUUUGUACAAUAUUUCACGAUGGAGAUAGAAUAGUUUUGCCAAACCCAGUGAACAGCAAUGAAUAACAUAACACGGCCUGGAUUUUUAUUCAUAUAGUUAUACUCGUUACUGUACCUGUACAUCUAAGAAUUAAAGUUCUAUUUUUAUAAAGAAUUUCAGAAAUAACUUUGUUUCAUGAUUUUGUUAAUUAGUAUUGUUAUUACAUUGUAGCUGCAAGUGUAGGCGUGAUUAAUGAAAAAAUACGAUUAAUUGAAAACUCUAAAACUUAUUAAUUGUCGCAUACAUGUAUAUUCUUGAAAUAUAUCUUUAAAAAAAUUAAUUUUUAACUACAUCAGAAUCGGUUAUGAUAUUUUAUAUAUUCUAAAAGAAAUUUCUGAAAACAAUGCUUGUAUAAUUAUAUCACAAGAGAAUAAAUAGAAAGUUUGCUUCUUUUAUU